CUUUCUUUUUAAAAGUAUUAAAAUAUUUUUUUUAGGAUAACUCUUUUCUUUCAAAUGUGUAUAUACUGUAUAUGUGUAUGUGAGUGAAACUGACAGAGAUUCAGUUUUCAGACUAGGAACACUGAGGUGGAUUGUAAAUUCAGCACCACCUUUGCUACACUGACAUUUGUUUAAAAACAUACGUUGUUUUUAUUUUUUAACAAUCCAUUUAAAAGUUAGUUUUUUAAAAAAAAUUAAUAAUAAUAAUUAAAAAAGAAACCCCAAUACAAACUGAAACAACCAUGUCUGGAGAGGUGCGUUUGAGGCAGUUGGAACAGUUUAUUUUGGAUGGGCCAACUCGGACUAAUGGGCAGUGCUUCAGUGUGGAAACCUUGCUGGAUAUACUCAUCUGCCUUUAUGAUGAAUGUAAUAAUUCCCCCCUGAGGAGAGAGAAGAAUAUUCUUGAGUAUCUAGAAUGGGCCAAACCUUUUACCUCUAAGGUGAAACAGAUGCGACUACAUAAAGAAGAUUUUGAAAUCUUGAAGGUGAUUGGUCGAGGAGCCUUUGGGGAGGUUGCAGUAGUAAAACUGAAAAAUGCAGAUAAGGUAUUUGCCAUGAAAAUACUGAAUAAAUGGGAGAUGCUGAAGAGAGCUGAGACAGCCUGUUUUCGAGAAGAGAGGGAUGUACUAGUGAAUGGAGAUAACCAGUGGAUCACAACAUUGCACUAUGCCUUCCAGGAUGACAACUAUUUAUACCUGGUUAUGGAUUACUAUGUUGGAGGAGAUCUGCUCACCCUGCUUAGCAAGUUUGAGGACAGGUUACCUGAAGAUAUGGCUCGUUUUUAUUUGGCUGAAAUGGUGAUAGCGAUUGAUUCUGUACAUCAGUUACAUUACGUCCACAGGGACAUUAAACCAGACAACAUCUUGAUGGAUAUGAAUGGACAUAUUCGGUUAGCAGAUUUUGGUUCUUGUCUGAAACUGAUGGAAGAUGGAACGGUCCAGUCUUCGGUGGCAGUUGGAACUCCAGACUACAUCUCUCCAGAAAUCCUGCAGGCCAUGGAAGAUGGAAAAGGGAAAUAUGGACCUGAGUGUGACUGGUGGUCCCUAGGUGUUUGCAUGUAUGAAAUGCUUUAUGGAGAAACGCCCUUUUAUGCAGAGUCCUUGGUGGAGACCUACGGGAAAAUAAUGAACCACAAAGAGAGGUUUCAGUUUCCUGCACAAGUGACAGAUGUGUCUGAAAAUGCCAAGGACCUCAUUCGAAGGCUCAUUUGCAGCAGGGAGCAUCGACUUGGGCAAAAUGGGAUAGAAGACUUUAAGAACCACCCAUUUUUUGUUGGGAUUGAAUGGGAUAACAUUCGGAACUGUGAAGCACCUUACAUCCCUGAAGUCAGCAGUCCAACUGAUACAUCAAACUUUGAUGUGGACGAUGAUUGUUUAAAAAACUCUGAGACAAUGCCUCCACCAACUCACACUGCAUUUUCUGGUCAUCAUCUGCCAUUUGUGGGUUUUACAUAUACAAGUAGCUGUGUGCUUUCAGACCGCAGUUGUCUAAGAGUUACAGCUGGACCACUGUCUAUGGACCUUGAUGCCAGUGUUCAAAGGACUUUGGAGGAUAGCUUAGCAACAGAAGCUUAUGAGAGGAGAAUAAGGCGCCUGGAGCAGGAAAAACUUGAACUCAGUAGAAAACUGCAAGAAUCCACCCAGACAGUCCAGGCUUUACAGUAUUCAACUGUGGAUGGUCCAAUAACAGCAAGCAAAGAUCUAGAAAUUAAAAGCUUAAAAGAAGAAAUUGAAAAGUUAAGAAAACAGGUAACCGAUUCCGGUCAGCUGGAACAGCAACUGGAGGAGGCCAGUUCUGCACGACGAGAAUUAGAUGAUGCUUCUAGACAAAUCAAGGCUUUUGAGAAACAAAUUAGAGCACUGAAGCAAGAGAGAGAGGAUCUUAAUAAGGAACUGAUGGAGUCUAGUGAGAGAUUAAAAUCCCAAACCAAAGAGUUAAAAGAUGCACACAGCCAGCGGAAACUGGCCAUGCAGGAGUUCUCAGAGAUGAAUGAGCGGCUGACAGACUUGCACUCUCAAAAACAGAAACUUACCCGCCAGGUCCGAGAUAAAGAGGAAGAGAUGGACGUGGUGAUGCAAAAGGUGGAAAUCUUAAGGCAAGAGUUACGGAGAACAGAAAGACUCAAAAAAGAACUGGAAGUCCAUGCUGAAGCUGCAGCUGCUGAGGCAUCCAAGGACAGGAAAUUGCGUGAGCGAAGUGAGCAGUACUCUAAACAGCUGGAGAGUGAACUGGAAGGACUAAAGCAAAAGCAAGUUGGUCGCUCACCAGGGGUGAGCAGCACAGAACAUCAGCAAGAGAUCACCAAAUUAAAGGCUGAGUUGGAAAAGAAGAGUGUUUUCUAUGAAGAGGAACUAUCCAAACGAGAAAUAAUACAUGCUAAUGAAAUCAAAUCCCUGAAGAAAGAACUGCGGGAUGCAGAGAGCCAACAGCUUGCCCUCAAGAAAGAGAUCAUGAUCUUGAAAGACAAGUUAGAAAAGACCAGGAGAGAGAGCCAAAGUGAAAGAGAGGAGUUUGAAACAGAGUUCAAACAGAAGUAUGAACGGGAGAAGACUCUGCUAACAGAGGACAACAAAAAGCUCUCAAAUGAGCUUGAUAAGCUCACCACCAUGUUUGAGAGGCUAAGUAUGAACAACCGACAGCUAGAAGAAGAAAUGAGAGACCUGGCAGAUAAAAAGGAAUCUGUGGCACACUGGGAGGCCCAAAUUACUGAGAUCAUCCAGUGGGUGAGUGAUGAAAAGGAUGCUCGAGGGUAUCUACAAGCCUUGGCCUCUAAAAUGACAGAAGAACUAGAGGCUCUGCGGAACUCCAGUUUGGGUGCAAGAGCAACAGACAUGCCCUGGAAGAUGCGCCGCUUUGCUAAACUGGAUAUGUCAGCAAGGCUGGAACUGCAGUCAGCCCUUGAUGCAGAAAUCCGAGCCAAACAGGCCAUUCAAGAUGAGUUAAAUAAAGUUAAAGCUUCCAGCAUCUCUACAGAAUGUAAACUUCAAGAGUCAGAAAAGAAGAACUUGGAACUGUUGUCAGAAAUUGAAAAACUGAAAAAGGAGACAGAAGACCUCAGAUCAGAAAAGGGUGUAAAGCACCAAGACUCACAGAAUUCUUUCUUGGCAUUUUUGAAUGCUCCUACCUCUGCACUGGAUCAAUUUGAACGCUCUCCUUCCUGUAUUCCAGCUAACAAAGGCAGACGUAUUGAUUCAGUUGAGAACUUUACAUUGUCUAAUACUCCUUCACGGGAUGAAGAUAUCAAGUCUCAUCUCCAUUCAAGAUCUAGGUCUCCUUCCACAGCUAGUGACAUUGAACCAAUUGAGGUUACAGAUCAUCCUCCACGCUCGGUUCAUACACCAGCCAUGAGGACAGCAUAUAUUGGAUCAGGACUCUCUGCACCAAAGCCUAAGGCCCACCAGUUUGUAGUGAAAUCUUUUAAUAUCCCUACAAAAUGCAAUCAGUGCACAUCUCUGAUGGUUGGUUUAAUAAGACAGGGCUGCACUUGUGAAGUAUGUGGAUUCUCAUGCCAUGUGACCUGUGCAGACAAGGCCCCAGCAGUGUGCCCAAUCCCUCCUGAACAGACCAAAGGCCCUCUGGGGAUAGAUCCACAGAAAGGCAUAGGAACUGCAUACGAAGGUCAUGUCCGAGUUCCUAAACCAGCUGGAGUAAAGAAAGGUUGGCAGAGAGCGCUGGCUGUGGUGUGUGAUUUCAAACUCUUCCUGUAUGAUAUAGCAGAAGGAAAAGCAUCCCAGCCCGGCGUGGUAGUGAGUCAGGUUAUUGACAUGAGGGAUGAAGAAUUCUCAGUGAGUUCUGUCUUGGCCUCUGAUGUCAUCCAUGCAAAUCGAAAAGAUAUUCCCUGUAUCUUUAGAGUUACAGCUUCCCAGCUCUCCGCAUCCAGUAAUAAGUGUUCGAUCCUGAUUCUAGCAGACAGUGAGAAUGAAAAGAGCAAGUGGGUAGGAGUGCUGAAUGAAUUGCAUAGGAUUUUGAAGAAGAAUAAGCUCAAAGACCGAUCAGUCUAUGUUCCCAAAGAGGCUUAUGACAGCACCCUCCCUCUCAUCAAAACAACCCAGUCAGCAGCAAUCAUAGAUCAUGAAAGAAUAGCUCUGGGCAAUGAAGAAGGGUUGUUUGUUGUGCAUGUCACCAAAGAUGAGAUUAUUCGUGUUGGUGACAAUAAGAAAGUUCAUCAGAUUGAGCUCAUCCCUAAUGAACAGCUCAUUGCAGUGAUCUCAGGACGAAACCGUCAUGUACGGCUUUUCCCUAUGGCAGCCCUGGAUGGAAGAGAGACGGAGUUUUAUAAGCUGGCGGAGACAAAAGGCUGCCAGACCAUAGUUUCUGGACAGGUACGCCAUGGAGCCCUUACUUGCCUAUGUGUGGCUAUGAAAAGACAGGUCCUGUGUUAUGAACUGAAUCAGAGCAAGACGCGUCACAAAAAGAUGAAGGAGAUCCAAGUCCUGGGAAAUGUCCAGUGGAUGUCGGUCUUCAGUGAGCGGCUCUGUGUGGGUUACCAGUCAGGAUUCCUAAAAUAUCCCAUGCAUGGAGAAGGGAACCCAUACAGUUUGCUCCACCCAGAUGACCACACCCUAUCAUUUAUUGCACAGCAGCCAACUGAUGCCAUCUGCGCAGUCGAAAUCUCAAAUAAAGAAUAUCUGCUGUGUUUUAGCAGCGUUGGGGUUUAUGUUGACUGUCAGGGCCGAAGAUCUAGACAACAGGAAUUGAUGUGGCCUGCAACACCAUCCUCUUGCUGUUACAAUGCACCAUACCUCUCAGUAUACAGUGAAAAUGCGGUCGAUAUCUUUGAUGUGAACUCCAUGGAAUGGAUUCAGACUAUUCCACUCAAAAAGGUACGACCAUUGAAUACAGAAGGAUCACUAAACCUUUUAGGACUGGAGACAAUUAGAUUAAUAUAUUUCAAAAAUAAGAUGGCAGAGGGAGAUGAACUGGUAGUUCCUGAGACAUCAGAUAACAGCCGGAAGCAAAUGGUUCGAAACAUCAACAAUAAACGUCGUUAUUCAUUCAGAGUACCAGAGGAGGAGAGAAUGCAGCAGAGGAGGGAGAUGCUACGAGAUCCAGAAAUGAGAAAUAAAUUAAUUUCUAAUCCAACUAAUUUUAACCACAUAGCACACAUGGGUCCAGGAGAUGGAAUACAGAUCCUCAAAGACCUGCCUAUGCAGCCUGUCACCAAUUAAAAUCACGUGAACUUUUGUCCUGGCAAUUCAGUACAUUUUCUGGCCUCCCUUCUGCCCUCUUGAUUCUUGAAGCCACUUUAUCAUGGAUGCUCCCUUAUAGUGAAGAUCCGAAUUCUGGAAUUAUACUUACUGCAGCACAUACCAACUACCUGUGUCCAUCGGAUAUGCAGGACUGAUUUUACAUUCAUACUCUGCAUGCCUGAUAUUUUCCGUACAGGACUAUUCUUGACAGCCAUUAUAUUUGAAUUUGUAUUCAUUAUACUUAAAUCUGACUUCAUGAUGCAUAAUUCAUUAUAUUUCAGUAACCAACCAGAUUUACUGAAACACGUAGAAUUUUACAUGCAGAGGCAUUUGGAGUAAUUAUUAUUAUGUACUUUUAGUAUUACGUAAAGCCAGUGGGAACCCUGCAUUUGAAGACAUACUAUGAUCCUUGGAGGGAGGAUUGGUUUUCAGAAGUGCUGCUAUAUCCUGGCAUUUGCACAUUAAUGCAUGCUGGCUUAACAUUUUUAUGGUCUGCUGUGGGCCUGCCGUCUGCUUCCAAGCUUCUGGUAUUAGGACUUUUUUCCCUUCCUUAUUGGCUUUUAAAACAUACCUUCAUUCUGCAGCAAGCACACUAUUCUAUACAGAUUGCUCAGCAACCUCUGCUUUCCACUUGGGACCAUUAUCAGAAAAGUGGCUUCCCUUACACUGAUGAUAGUACUAAUAUCCUAGAUUCUGCUAACCGUAUUAAUAGCAAUUAGUAUACAUUAUACACCAAAUGCUGUAAAUCAGUAAUUGAUGCUUUAUUGACGUGCAAUGCUUCACAACACAAAAAUGUAAAAAAGCAAAUUGUUGGGAUCUUACCAGCUCAGAUUAAGGGAACAGUAGAGAACAGUAAUAACUAUUGUUUGAUACUGGAGAUAAUAUAUAUUGGGCUAUCACUUAAUGUUUUCCUAAACUUCCAUAAAUUCCUUGGGUAAAAUGUAGUGCCUUAGGUUUAGCAGACAAGUCACCUGAUUGAUUUGCAGCUAUCUUGCAUCGUAUUUUAUUUUUUAAAUCCUAACAUUGCUCAGGUUCUUUUUUUCAAAAGUUGGUGAGAUCAGUUCGACAAGGGAAAGAGAAAGGGCUGAAGAUUAGGAAAAACUGGUCUAGUUUGCCAGUGGCUAUUGGCCAUUCCAGCCCAAAGCAGAUUGACCUGCUGAAUAUGCACAUAUGGAAUGAUUCUGUAGAUGGAGGGAAAAUGAGAGUUAAAAAUACAUCUCCAGGAUAUAGAGUCUUCGCAUCGCAAAAGCUCCUGUAUCAGCACAUUCUUUGGAGACUAAAUAGAAAUUGGUUUUGUCUAAUUUGCAGAUUUAAUUCACUUUUUUCCUUUGUCUAUAUUUUACAUUUUGGGAACAAAGCACCCAACAAUGCUGAGUUGACCUAUAAAAAUACUUGCAUUUCUGAGUAUCUUUCUGCCUCAUGCACUGAGGGUGUAAUUCACUGCUGCAUAGAGAGACAGUACAAGACCUAAAGUCCUCUAGGUCUUAUUUGGGGCUUUACUGAUGCAUAGACUUUGCCUUGUCCUUCUACACUGGGUAAAUUUCACCCCACUAGCCUGAAACUAACCAGUUCCCCUUCCCAUGCUCACCUCCAUUCCUGCCCUGCUGACACACUUUGUUCCCUGAAACUAUAAAUAUAAUAUAUCCUUAUGUUGACUGGUUUUUUUAAAUGAAAUCCUCAAAAUGUCUGCAUAACAAGAAGCAGGUCUUAAGCUUUUUCAUUGUCGUACCCCCAAAUGUUCCCUCCCUUACCAUUUCAUCUUGGUUCACUUUCCCUUGUUUGUGUUAUGUCUAACUUAGAUUGUAAGCUCCUCAAGGCAGGGAUCUGAUGCUUUUCCUUUGUCUGUAAAGCACCAGGCACA
Terrapene triunguis (Three-toed box turtle) is the source of this 7089-nucleotide messenger RNA. RefSeq names its product CDC42 binding protein kinase alpha (gene CDC42BPA). Bases 282 to 5207 code for a protein of 1641 amino acids. Gene Ontology annotation, molecular function: protein serine/threonine kinase activity; ATP binding. Gene Ontology annotation, cellular component: actomyosin; cytoplasm; cytoskeleton. Gene Ontology annotation, biological process: peptidyl-threonine phosphorylation; actomyosin structure organization. The transcript is spliced from 36 exons. NCBI's taxonomy places the organism in Eukaryota, Metazoa, Chordata, Testudines, Emydidae. The record is from RefSeq and is a predicted model, not a curated record.